AUGACUACAUCAGGCAUGAACAUGUGCAAGGUCAUCUUCUACGAGGACAAGAACUUCCAGGGUCGCUCUUAUGAGUGUACAAGCGACUGUGCUGACAUGUCCCCCUACUUGAGUCGCUGUCACUCUUGCAGAGUUGAGAGUGGAUGCUUCAUGAUGUACGACCGUCCCAACUACAUGGGAAAUCAGUAUUUCUUUAGGAGGGGAGAAUAUGCUGAUUACAUGUCUAUGUUUGGAAUGAGCGACUGCAUCAGAUCUUGCCGUAUGAUCCCCAUGCACAGAGGAUCCUUCAGAAUGAGGAUCUAUGAGAGGGAGAACUUCAUGGGGCAGAUGUACGAGAUGAUGGAUGACUGUGACAGUACCAUGGACCGUUACCGUAUGCCUCACUGCCAGUCCUGCCAUGUGAUGGACGGCCACUGGCUCAUGUAUGAGCAGCCCCACUACAGAGGCAGGAUGUCAUACUUCAGGCCUGGAGAGUACAGGAGCUUCAGAGAUAUGGGUAGCAUGAGAUUCAUGAGCAUGAGGCGUAUCAGUGAUUCCUUCUAUUAAAAAAUAAAUUGCAUUAAUGUGAGAACAUUUGUUACUUGUCAAUAAAGUACUUUUAAACAGCUCUCUUAAAAC
Molecule: messenger RNA, 618 nt
Organism: Carassius auratus (goldfish)
Lineage: Eukaryota; Metazoa; Chordata; Actinopteri; Cypriniformes; Cyprinidae
Product: gamma-crystallin M2-like
Exons: 3
Coding region: 1-546 (181 amino acids)
Biological process (GO): visual perception; lens development in camera-type eye
Molecular function (GO): structural constituent of eye lens
Source: RefSeq, a predicted model, not a curated record